Molecule: messenger RNA, 1101 nt
Organism: Nelumbo nucifera (sacred lotus)
Lineage: Eukaryota; Viridiplantae; Streptophyta; Magnoliopsida; Proteales; Nelumbonaceae
Source: RefSeq, a predicted model, not a curated record
AUGGCCUCGGCUUUCUACAUGUUUACACUAAUUCUUCUUCUUCUUCUUCUUCCAUUUACUACUAGUGCACAACAUACGAUUUGCCCGUUUGAAGCUAUAUACCAGCUAGGCGAUUCGAUUUCCGAUACCGGCAACCUUAUUCGUGAAGGUCCGGCCGGUGCUAUGUCCUACGCAGCUCGCUUCCCGUAUGGUGAGACUUUCUUCCACAGGCCCACUGGUCGCUGCUCCAAUGGGCUCUUGAUCAUCGACUAUAUUGCUAUGGCUCUCCGUCUUGCACUUGUUAAUCCAUACUUGGAGAGAGGCGUCUCAUUCGAUCAUGGAGUAAACUUUGCCGUGGCAGGAAGCACCGCACUUGAUGCUUCGUUUUUCUCUGCUAGAAACCUUCACGUGCCCUUGUCCAACAGUCCACUUAGCACCCAAUUGAACUGGUUCAGAACCCAUCUGAACUCCCUCUGUCAUACUGAUCAGACAGAUUGUGGUAACAAUAACAGACUUGAAAGAGCUCUUGUGUUAGUGGGAGAGAUCGGAGGUAACGACUAUAACUACGCCUUCUUUCAAGGCAAACCCAUUGAAGAGAUUCGGACUUACGUACCCUAUGUGGUGGGAGCCAUAACCAACGCUGUCAGAGAAGUAAUAGGGAUGGGUGGCAUCCGGAUUGUUGUUCCUGGGAAUUUUCCGAUAGGAUGCAUCCCCAUCUACCUUACAUCGUUCCGCAACAACGAUCCAAGGGCAUACGAUGACAUGGGGUGCCUCAGUGGCCUAAACGAUUUUGCAAUGCUUCAUAACAAUUACCUGCAGCGUGCCUUGGACGGAUUAAGACGGGACUAUCCUAACGUUGUUAUUCUCUAUGCCGAUUACUACACCGCUUUCCAGUCGGUUCUUCGCUUUGUUGCGAGUUCCUUACUGAAAGCUUGCUGUGGGAUCGGAGGUGAAUACAACUUCGAUGGAAGCAGGAUGUGCGGAUCUCCAGGUGUCCCCGUCUGUCCUAACCCAGCUAACCGCAUUCACUGGGAUGGCGUUCAUCUAACCCAGGAGGCUUACAGGCACAUGGCAGACUGGCUUACAGGAGAUAUUCUUUCUAGAAUCCAGUGUGUCUGGUAG